UGCUCCGUGGUUUUGCAUGGCGGCAGCAGCGGCAUUGCAUUUAGGCGCCUGUAGUUUUCAACAAACAAUCAUCAUUAAGUGAUAUUCUAGCCAAGAGGGCAAAAUUUAAUUCUUUUGAGAUUAUACUCUAGUUGAAAUGGAUUUCCUGGAGUAUUCUGACAUAUCUGCUGAGAUUAAAGGAGCUAAUGUCGCUGGGAAGGUGAAGUUUACAGAUCAGCAUAUAAUUUUCAAAAACAACAAAACCGGCAAAGUUGAUCAGAUUGUAGCAACAGACAUAGAUGUUGCUAAUUGGCAUAAAUUAGUAGGAUCAUGGGCUCUGCGCCUCUUCCUGAAGAAUGGUAACUUGCAUAGAUACACUGGAUUUCGAGAAUCGGAUCAAGAGAAAGUGUCUAAAUUCUUUAAAACAAACUACAAGCAUGACACUUCAGAAAAAGAACUGUGCUUGAAAGGGUGGAAUUGGGGGACAGCCCGUUUCCAAGGAUCUGUUCUCAGCUUUGAUGUGGGCAGUUAUCCAUCAUUUGAAAUUCCACUCAACAAUGUGAGUCAGUGCACUCCCGGUAAAAAUGAAGUCACCAUUGAAUAUCACCAGAAUGAUGAUGCACCAGUUAACUUAGUGGAAAUGCGAUUCCACAUACCCAGCUCAGAAAUAGCUGGUGGAGACGAUCCAGUUGAUUCAUUCCAUCAGCAAGUUAUGAAAAAUGCCAGUGUUAUCAAUGUUUCUGGUGAUGCUAUUGCUAUCUUUAGAGAAAUUCAAUGUCUCACACCCCGUGGUCGUUAUGACAUCAAAGUGUUCCAGACAUUCUUCCAACUUCAUGGAAAAACCUUUGACUACAAAAUACCUGUAUCCACUGUUCUUAGGUUAUUUAUUUUACCUCAUAAAGAUGGAAGGCAAAUGUUCUUUGUGGUGAGCUUAGAUCCUCCAAUCAAACAAGGCCAGACACGAUAUCAUUUCCUCACAUUCCUCUUCAGUAUUGAAGAAACAAUGAGUAUUGAGUUGCCUUUCAGUGAUGAGGAGUUGAAAGACAAAUUUGAGGGCAAGUUAUCCAAGGAAUUGUCUGGACACACUUAUGAGGUCAUGGGAAAAGUCAUGAAAGCAAUUGUAAACCGUAAAAUAACUGUACCUGGAAAUUUUAUUGGCCAUUCUGGUACUUCAGCUAUCGGUUGUUCAUACAAAGCCGCAGCAGGCUAUAUGUACCCUCUGGAGCGAGGCUUCAUCUAUGUCCACAAACCUCCAAUCCAUCUUCGAUAUGAAGAAAUAACCAGCGUCAACUUUGCCCGAAGUGGUUCGACUACCAGGUCUUUUGACUUUGAAGUUGAAUUAAAAUCUGGUGUGGUCCACACUUUCAGUAGCAUUGAAAAGGAAGAGUACACAAAGCUGUGGGAUUUCAUUUCUAAGAAGAACUUACGAGUCAAGAACAGUGGUAAACCCAGCAAGCAAGGCUAUGCUGAUGACGCAUUCAGUGAUUCUGAAAAUGAAGAUGAGCCUGAUGCAUAUCUUGCUCGCGUUAAAGCUGAAGCCAAGGAGAGAGAUGAAGAUGGUGGGGAAGAUGAUGAGUCUACUGAUGAAGACUUCGUUCCUGGAGAAAUGCCUGAUGAUGAUAACUCUGCUGGAAGUGGCACAAGUGAUGACUCUGAUGGAGGCUCAGAUGCAUCUGCAGAUAGUCCUAAGAAAAAAGAGAAGAAACCUGUCAAAGAAAAAGAAGAGAAACCUAAAAAAGAGAAGAAGCCAGCUUCUGAAAAGCCAACUAAGCGUCGUCAGAAGAAAGAGAAAGAUGAUAACAGGCCUAAGCGACCCCAAACAGCAUUCAUGUUAUGGCUGAAUGAAACUAGAAAGAGUAUUGUAGAGGACAACCCUGGUAUCAAGGUUACUGAAGUUGCUAAGAAGGGCGGAGAACUUUGGAAGGAAUUGAAGGACAAAUCUGAAUGGGAGGCUAAGGCCACAAAGCUGAAAGAAGAGUAUACAGAAGCAAUGAAAGAGUAUACUGCAUCUGGUGGAAGCUCUGCAGCAGCUUCAAGCAAGAAAGAAAGUGGUGCUAAAAAGCCAAGCAAGUCAAAAGUUAGUGCUGUUUCCCCCUCUAAAGUUGUCAGCAAGGAGUACAUUAGUGAUGAUGACAGCAGCAGUGAUGAUGACAAACCAGCAAAGAAGGAGAGUAAGAAACCAGAGAAAAAAUCGUCAAAGAAAAAGUCAUCUUCUGAAGAGGAGGAAAGUAGUGAAAGUGAAGGUGAACCACCAUCAAAAAAGAAAGCUAAUGGCAAAAAAAAACCCAAGGAUGAAGAUGAUGAUGAUGAAGAGGAAGCUGAAACAACUCCAUCCUCAGGAGAUGACAGUGAUUAGUUUGGUCUUAAUUUAUUUCUCUACUAUACAAUUCCAUAAAUCAGUAUGUCUUGUUCAUGUUACCUAUUUAAAUUCCCAUAGACGUAUCGUUGGAAACUCCAAGUGAUCAACUAAUUCCCAUCCCUGUACAAUAGUCAUUAGUGGUCCAUUGUAUAUUAUUGAGGUUUCUUAGGAGAUGUGAUCUGUUUUGUAAACCCAUUUACUAUUUGUAAAUAUACUCAGUUUAUUUUUUA
Molecule: messenger RNA, 2568 nt
Organism: Frankliniella occidentalis (western flower thrips)
Lineage: Eukaryota; Metazoa; Arthropoda; Insecta; Thysanoptera; Thripidae
Gene: Ssrp
Product: FACT complex subunit Ssrp1
Exons: 11
Coding region: 137-2335 (732 amino acids)
Cellular component (GO): nucleus; FACT complex
Molecular function (GO): DNA binding; nucleosome binding; histone binding
Source: RefSeq, a predicted model, not a curated record